Messenger RNA from Odontomachus brunneus, 8220 nucleotides. RefSeq names its product GATA zinc finger domain-containing protein 21-like. Lineage: Eukaryota; Metazoa; Arthropoda; Insecta; Hymenoptera; Formicidae. The record is from RefSeq and is a predicted model, not a curated record. Gene Ontology annotation, cellular component: nucleus. Gene Ontology annotation, molecular function: RNA polymerase II cis-regulatory region sequence-specific DNA binding; DNA-binding transcription factor activity, RNA polymerase II-specific; zinc ion binding. Gene Ontology annotation, biological process: cell fate commitment; negative regulation of transcription by RNA polymerase II; positive regulation of transcription by RNA polymerase II. The coding region runs from base 188 to 1975 and encodes 595 amino acids. The transcript is spliced from 8 exons.
GUUCGUGUACUGUGCCGCUGACAAUGAGCCGCGGCGGUGACUGUGAUAAGUGAUUCGCGUAAGGCCAUCCUCGUUGCUGAACGCGUAUAGUGGCAGUGGAGAAAGAUCGCACGUCGACCGCUGAUAGAGUUCAUCUCUUGAUGAUUCGCGCUUUACGUGGGCCGCAGGCAAGCCGGAACUCGCAAUUAUGCUCGAGGUACCGCCGAAGUUCUACGAGCUGUGUCGCCUUUGUUUAUCGUCGGACGGUGUCAAGUUGUCCAUAUUCGAGGAGGAGGAGGGCUCCCAGCGAGACUUCGCCGCCAAGAUACUGACAUGUCUGUCGCUUACGGUGAAGGAUGGUGAUUCCUUACCAACAUUUAUCUGCCAUCGGUGUGUAUAUAAGUUGGAUGCGCUGUGUAACUUUCGUGAGGUGUCGCACAAGUCUGACAUUAUACUCAAACAGUACCUGGAUUAUGCCAAGCAACUGUCGUCUCACGACGAGCAGAAAAAGUCUUUCUCCACUGCCAAAGUAGCGGGCGCGAGCCCUCUGCAAUCGUUCCUCCAAUUGAGCAAGAUACUGUUCAAUGAGGAGCCUAACUCCGAGCCGGCCAGCAUUAAUCAAAACAUAAUACCUCAAACACAAACGCAUCAUCUGGAAUUGCAUAACGACGACAUGCCAGAGUUUUACAAUGUUAAGUGCGAGCCAGGGGACGACACCUGCUCCAACAGUUCAGAUUCCGACCGAUUGGAGAUAGAGGAUCGUGACGAGCAGGAGAUCGAGAGCGAAGAAAAUGGUUACGACACGAUGGACACCAAAAGAAUUAAGAUGGAGAGUAAUCACGAUGACUCCGAGCCUAACACAGCUAAUUGUAGCCCGGUUAAUAGGAUGGACACUCCGGAAAGCAAUUGCUCUGACACCAACAUUGAUCAGGAAACGACCAAGUUAUGGCAAGCCCUAGCUAACAAUAGAAGCUUGGAAAUCACUCGAACGAACGGCGAUAAGCUGAACAAUGGAUUUACCGGCGAAGCGACCAAUCUGCUGCGCACUUUGAUCAACAAUAGGCAGAUCGGUAUUACCACCGUUGAUUCGGACAAGUUAUCUCCGCAAGUCAGAUUUUACAGGGAGGUCCAAGGGACUACCAUGGAGCGUACCGUAUCCGAUUGCCCCGUACUCGGUAAUCGUACCAAUGUAGCAGCUUUAGAAAAUAAGAGUGCCUCGAUAGACAGUAAUCCGUCUAGCCCUGCCAGCAUCAGCCGUAAGGAGGCGACGACGACGAAAGGUCGCAGGAAACAGAGUUACCCAAGCAAGGCCCCGGCGAGUCCAGACGUCGUCACCGCGUAUCAGCACGAACACAACGAAGAACAAGCGCAGGAUUUCACUACCUGGCCCAACAAGAUAAAGAAUAAGAUGGACGAACAAAAACAACAGCUUGACCAGCAAAGUAGUAACGUUGCGAAGAAGGUGGAGAUGUCCUGUUCGAAUUGCGGAACUAUGACGACGACUAUCUGGAGAAGAAAUAUGAAGGGCGAGAUGGUGUGCAAUGCUUGCGGGCUGUAUUACAAGCUACACGGCAUUAAUCGUCCGGUUACCAUGCGGAGGGAUACUAUACAUACGCGCAGGCGUAGACCGAAGGGCGAGAAACCGACGAGGCACAGAAAAAAAGGAAACACGAUCUUAGCGCCUCAAGCAGCGGAACAAAUGGAUCGCGAUGAUAGCAUGAUGGAGGCUCUUCGACGACAAAUUCAGCCCCACCUGAUGAUGGCGUUGACGCCCCCGCAUAUAGCCGCUGGCCACCCGCCCCCACCUGCCGCUCAAAUCAGUUAUACAUUACCUUUGUCUACUUACAUGAUUCAUCAGCAUGUGAAAGCCGAGGGUACGCGUGUGCAACGGCACUUGUCCGUGGACACUGAGGAAGCCGACGAAGGUGAUGAGGAGAACGUUUCCGAUGUUCCCCUGAAUUUGGUGGCGACUUCGCUCUCGGAUCAGGCGCACUGAGAGAGUGCUCGAUCAACUUUCACGCCUAGGUAUGCUUACGAAAGCUUUCUAGACGGCACAGUCCGCAUUCGGCAAGUCUCCAUUUCUUUCUACUAAGAAAUAGCGAGCCAUUUUAUGACGGAUGCGGUAGAUCCCGACAGUGUUAUGAAGAGAGCCACUACUCUCGCUCAGCGCGCACGAUGAAACGAGAUGAUAUUAAUUACGCAGUAUUAAUUAUUCAUGAUGUACAUACACAGACACGCGUGCAUACGUAUACGCAUGCACGUACAUACAUAACACGUACAUACAUCCACACACAACACGUACACUAAAGAGACCGACGAACACACAUCUCGAACACACAGAGACACACAUAUAAGAAAAUAUUUUUAUACAAAAUUUUGUACGCUCGUCCGUUGUACAUACAUGUGCCGCGGAACUACCCGUGGUGCCACUCGGGGACGCUUGUCGUUGUCGUCGUUAUCGCCGUCGUCUCGUUUCAAUCAGGGAUUUUACAGUAACGACGACGGCGACGGCCUCUCCAAUGGCGUACCUGCAAGGUCGUUUUGACUUUCAACAUUCAUCUGCAUUACGCUCCAAAUUUGAAGGUCCUCUCGAACUUUUAUACGUUGCAUAAUGAAUGUUGGAUUUUUCACUUUAUUUUAAUACAAACAGUAAGCGAACUGUUUUGUAGUAUACUACUUUGUAGUAUUGAGUAUAUAAUAAUUUUCUUUCUGAUUCUUGGAUAUUUUAUGUGGGAGUUUACAUUAAAAAAUUGAUUUCAAUUAAUGACCUCUUAUCGUUCUAUACUAUCCUAAAAUAUACAGAAAUUUUUGAGAAUCGAAUCUCUUCAUAGAAUCUCUUUAUAUAUAGCUUUAUAUAAAAUUUCUCUCUAAAUAUAUUUUAUCGUAAUUAAUUCACUUUUGUCAAUAAGUCGUAAAGACUUAUCAAGAUUGUUUGGUCAAAAAGUAGAGUCUAAAAUAGUAGGGAAUUGUGAAAAAGAAUGAUAUCAUGACAGAUAGUAAAAGUUCAUUAAAAUUUUAGCAGAAUUAAUCAUUUAUAAUAUUGAAAAAAUGAAAAGUUAAUUUCAAGCCUUUUUAUAUAUUAAAAAUAUAUAUUGAUAAUAUAUAAUAAUAUAUAUUUAAUAUAUAUUUUUGCUCUCUCUAACUUUUCAUAGGGAAAUUAAAAUUAUUUGAUUUUAGAUGACAUAGUAGUAUACGUGUGAAAUUCUUUUUUGGGAAGGGGGAAGAAAUUUAACUAACAUUUAACGCAAAGUGAAUAAUUUUAAUUGAGCUUUUUAUUUCAAUUCGACUGGAAGGAAUAAUGUUUAUUUUGUGCGCAAGAGAUGUAUGAAAAAUUCAACGAAAGAUCCUGCAUUUCAUACGCAACAUCUUAACGUAUCUGUCCGAUGACGAAAAAUUUGAGCGGUUGACAAUAAAAAAUAUAGAAAAGGAUUGGCGCAAUAGAAAACUUCGGGGCCUGAAUAAAAUGCAGCAUGCUAGCAGCUAUGUCACAGAUGUGCCUCCUCUCUUCUUCGUUAUUCGGAGGAUGCACUUGCGGAGCCUUAAGUUAGAAACCUGUAGAUGCUAUCGAGUUUACGAGACUGCUAUAAUUGUGCGGAAACGAUUAAUAUGUCUAAACUUCCACCCUCUCCUCUCUCUUUCUCUAUCUCUCUUACUCUGCUUCCUUCAUUUCCUUUCUUUCAAUCCUCUCCCUUCCUCACUCCUCUCUACACCCUCUGCCUCUCGGAAGACUUGUACUUAAUCUCGGGCUGCGUACUCAUACGCAAUCACAUAAGCUAAAACUCCGGAAAAGCAAUAAUGAAUACGGCGUGGCGUUAUGUAUCGUUGUCGUCGUCAUUACGGAUACUCAUUUACACGCUCUCUCCCCCUUCCUCUCUUUCUCUAUCUAUCCAUUCGAUGACGAACGAGAAACACGCGACAACUUAAGAAAGUAAUAAUACUUAGGUAACAUUUAUUCGUACGUCACAUACGUUAAAGGUCAUGAAUUUUACCGCUCCACUGCUGCUGCGUAGCCAAUUUCUAUGAAUAGUAAUAUAAUAGAAAUGUAUAUAUUUUGUGGCUUCUCCCCUUAUAACUCUCUCUUUCUCUCACAAACAGGAUCGGAUUGGAGAGGCUUUCAUUUUAUUAGAGUAUAACCGAAACUAGGGUCCAUAUCUACCUCCUAUAUACAUUUACACAGAUCAUUUAACGAUAACAAACUGAGGAGUGUACAUUACAGAAAGUUAAUUUGUAGAAUAUAGCUUUGAAAUGCAAUAUAAUAGAUGAUCUUGAUCUGUAACGACGUACUUUCAAUGUUACAGUUAUCUGUGGGAUAUUCAAUUGUAAUUUUUCGAUGUGUUCCAAUGUUUUUUAGAAUGACUUAAUAUCGCUACACUAAUGUGACUUUCAAUUACUUUGAAAUUUCACAAUGUUUAUGUGUAUUGUGAAUAACUGUAUCAAGUUGAUUAGAGUCGAUUAGACUUUUCAAUUCAUUAUACAGGAUAUCCCAGCUAAAGUUUUACAAGUUUUUCUCUCUCUAAUAAAGAUUUUUAUUUUAUUUUAAUGUUCGCUGAGCUCUUUUACAUGACAGAUAGGGCACCACAAUACUGGAUCACCAGUAGGGACAGAGAAGGGAUCCCUUUAAACUCUUUCUAAAUAGAAUGACAUUUUGUUCUACACAUAAGUAGGAUUCUCCCCAUCGAGGAAAAAGGAAAUAUAAAAAAGUGGAGGUGCACGGGAUAGUGGUGUAAAAUCGUGACUGGAAUUAUUUCAGUGUCAACUCGGGCGUUGUUUUCAAUAAUUCGAAAUCAUGAUAUGCCUCUACUGUCGACUCUUGUGUUAUAUAUAUGUGUGUAUAUAUAUAUGUAAUAUAUAUAUUAUAUAUAUUUUUAUAUAAAUAGUAUGUUAUACGUAUAUAUAAUACAUUUAUAUAAACAUAUAUAUAUAAUAUAUAUUUUUCUUUUCUCUCCAAUCCGAAUCCCCCGUGUAAUGUAAUAACAUGAAAAACAUAGUGGGCUGGGGUCUCCGCUAUUUCUCCAGAAUUGUACAGAUAACGCGUGUCAGGAACGGGUGUUAAGCGACUUUACAUAGCGCAUAAUACUAUGGCCAGUGCAUCUACUCAUGGUAUCGUAAUACCUAACAUGUCGUAUACCUAAACAACAUUGCCAAAAAUAGAUUUAGUCUACGUACAUAGGAUAGUUAAGGACGUACAUGAAAAUUUAGCAGUCUUCUUUGUUCUUCCCGAAUCUUCCUUAUUAUGUUUUUCCCGCCGACGCUCUAUUCUUAGUCCUCCGUCUUUUUCUUCUUCUUCUGUAUUUCUUUGUUUUUUUUUUCCCCUCAAAAUCGCGAAACUACGUAUGUCUCUUUAUUUCUGUACCUCCCCAACGAGCCGGUUGUCGCUCUUUCCGUGGAGACCCUCGAAACGUUCUCGUGAGAUUUCGAAAACAGCUCGCAGCAGCCCGUGGAAGAAGCUAUUUUAGUGUUAGUCGUUAUCAAAGGAGCCUUAUAACAACAAAUACUUUUUUCCGCUGGCAACGCCGUUCUUUUGCUCUAUGAACUCAUUUGCAAUCGAUUUCUUUUUCCAAAUUAUCGAUGUUAUCGAUACUUUGCGAGUCAUAAGAAAAAAAUUUCAGAGUAAGAGUUUUUACGAAGAUAUUUUACAAGUGCGUUUAAACAUUAAAAAAGAAAGAAAAGUAUAACUUUCGAGAAAGAAUUUUUCGUGGAAAAAGGAUUUAAUUCCAAAUUUGUCCGAUAAUUUUUAAGUGCAAGAGAACAGCGUUGCAGAUAGGGAUAUCAUGUAUAUACAUAUAUAUGCUAGAAAAAUUGAGCUUGGAAUGAUUAUUGACCUAAAUAUAUUUUCCUUAACAUUGAGCGUUUUUGUAUAACGUGUAUGGCAUACAUACUAGUGAUUAAGCUUAAAGUUCAAAGUCGCUGAAAGUUCAAAAUAAAUAUGUGACUUUAGCAGCACAUAUUAGUUAGUCAACAAUUGGCCACUAUAGAUUCAACGUUCACCCUUUGCACGUGCUUUGUACUGCUCAGGGAAAUUUGUGUACAAUUUACACGGAUUAAUUAUUAUUGACCGUCGUGUAUAAAAAAUUGUGCAUCAUUAUAUUGUUACGUUGUCGAUAUAAUCGAUUUUAUUAAAAAUUAGGGACAACAACAUUUUAGAAAUCUUACAUUAAUUAGUAACGUUUGAUUGACAUCACUAAGUAAUCAACGAAGGUUGUAGUGAAUACCUAUUUUAAUGUCAAUUUCUAAAUUCUAACAAAAUAAAAGAAUACAACUUUGUUUCAUACACUUGUUUCAUACACUUUGUUUUGUUACACUUUGUUUGUAACAAAACACUUGAUUUGAAGAUUUUUAGUUGAAUGUAUCGAUCUAAAAAUCUCAGUUUGCAAGUCAGAAUUGCUAGAAACGCUCACUGUUAAGCUCGGUCGAACCAUUGUCGAGCUCCGUUGCCAACGUGCAUGUAUAAAUAUGUAUACAAAUACAUAUACUAUAAUAUAUAGAUGUGUGCAUGCAUACGUGCAUACGCGUGUGCAUGUAUAUGUGCACAAACCUACACCAUAUAUAUGUAUAGGCAUACGUGUAUACGUACGCGUGGGAGAAAUAUUCUAUGUUACUACGUAUUAUAUCGGAACCGUACGAAUAACAGCAACAUAAUCGAAUCGUCGAGGCGUAUGUACAUACAAAACAAAAAGAAAGAAACGCGGCGAGAUCCGGAGCUUCUGUCUCGUGUACGUCAAAUGAUCUUUCUUUUCCUUUUCGACACAUAUUCGGCGUUCUUUCUCCUCUCGUUCAGAACAGAACAGAAAGAACACGGCUCGUCGACGUCGCCCAGUAGACCGAAAUAGAUCGAAAGUUUACAGUAGCUUUAUACCACGUCGUCGUUGUCAAUCAAAACUCGUGUGACUCCAUUUUCCUAUCUUUUCUACAAGACAUUAUACAAAAUGAAUUGUUCGUAAGAAGUAUCGUAAGGCAAGUCGGCGUAGGAGGAAAAGGAGAGAAAUUGAGCCAUGUAAUGGUAUAAAUUCUAAAAAGAGGUCGCGGUUAAAACGAUACACUAUAUGGUAACAGAUAACAAUAAAUCGGAAGCCACUAGCGUUAAGUAUAAUCAGAGACGGAGAGUCGUAAUGUAUUAUUCUCUUAUUGAAAGUGACAUAAUAGACGGUAGAUCGAAAAGAGUCCGACUGAUGAAUGUAGCGUGUUGGGCAAGAACAAGCAAAGAAUAAUCCGCAAGCGGUAGCUUGCGUCGCUGCUAAAAACCGGUCGCUGUAAAAACGCGUUCGCUUUCAAAUACUCGGGGGAUUACCUCGCGGGCUAGUGGCGAAAGUCGAAGCACACCGAGAUCACAUCGUGUCCAUCCAACGUUUCUCGCGGGAGAACGAUUUAGUAUUAUCGUCAUAGUAUUACCUGGAAUUCCCUCCGAGAGAUAUGCCCCGAGACUCCAAUUCCGUCGACUUUUAGUUUCGCUGGAUGGGCAAGCGCGUUUGUUCGUUUCGUUCUAAGGGGGUAUGUGAUGUCACAGCAAACUGAUCUGAUCUUCGAAUCUGUAAGCGGGGUCCACGUACAUUUUGUAUAAUAAGAGAGGCGAGACCAUUCGCGAGAAAUGUGUGAGGAACGGUUAUCUAUAUAUUUCUCUCUUGUGUUAGAUAUUUUUUUUCUCAGCUAUAAUUGGCAUAUUGUAGAUUUUUAAUCAUUAGUUUUUUACACACAUACAAACACACAGACACACAGACACUCAUCCAAAUAUUAUUAUUAUUAUUAUUAUUGAUUAAAUAAUUAUUCUCAUUAUCAUCAUCGCUAAAGUAUAGAUUAGGUUUGAGCUCUCUACUAAAUGUGGAACUAGAGAAUAUUUUUUAUAAUAAUUAUGAUCUGAGUAUUGCUAUCGCUAUCGCUAUUAUUAUUAUUAUUAAUUAUUAUUAUUAUUAUUAUUAUUAUUAUUAUUAUUAAUUAUUAUAGCGUCGUUGUUUGCGCAUAUUCGAUUGACGCGACGCUCCUUUCCUCUCGUCUUCUGUUUCUGUCAUAACUUUCGUAAGAUCUUUUUUUUUCUCGAGUAUAGUUAUAUAUUUCGCGAAUAAUCGCCAUGGGUUUGUUUCGACGAUGAUGAAGCCGAGGCUUUUUAUACAUACGUUUUUUUUUUUAUGUAUCAGUAUUCUACACGUUUGAUCUUAGUGGAUAAGUGAUUCUUGAACCGACGCUACUUAAACCCCCGACACACAACGGCGAGAUUUACUUUACUUAAUUAUUAAAUUAUUGACUUUA